CCUGGAUGCUCACGUCACGCGGAAAAUCUACUACUUAUACUUUGACCACAACAUCCACCACGCCCAGAUUUUCCUCUCUGUGGAUCGAGCCCAUAAGUGAGGAGCCCGAAGACCUCGCCGCUCCAAACACAAAGCGUCAUCGUACUCGUACUCCACUCACACGAACCCACUCUGCUCCUCAACUCAUCUCCACGAAAACUACACAGCCUUUCCACACAUUCAGAAUGGCCAACUCCAACGCCACCUUGAUGCCUCGUGCUGAUUCGUUCAACGCGCGCGUCCGGGGCACCAGCCACAUCGAUUUCCGCACCGCGACCACUGGUGUCGCCGCCAAAACGAUGCGCAACGAGAUUAGCCACCUCGUGGCUACCAUCAGCGAUCCUCAGACCAAGAAGGCAUUCGACACCGAGAUGCAGGCGUUCUUCUACCUGUUCACGCGCUAUUUGUCAGAGCGCGCCAAGAGCGUCGACCUCGACUGGGACCUCAUCAAACCCCCUGCCGAUGGCCAGAUUGUGCCUUAUGCCGAUCUCCCAAAGCCGAAGGAUACGAAGAACAUGAACAAGCUCGCCGUCCUCAAGGUCAAUGGAGGACUGGGUACAUCUAUGGGUGAAUAUGAUUAA
Molecule: messenger RNA, 620 nt
Organism: Mycena citricolor
Lineage: Eukaryota; Fungi; Basidiomycota; Agaricomycetes; Agaricales; Mycenaceae
Source: the annotation of a GenBank genome assembly